Effrenium voratum is the source of this 1584-nucleotide messenger RNA. Lineage: Eukaryota; Dinophyceae; Suessiales; Symbiodiniaceae. The record is from the annotation of a GenBank genome assembly.
AUGGCCAGCGAUCAGCCCCUUGCCGAUUCCCCCACUUCGAACGUCGCCGAAUAUUCGGUCGGCGAGAUCAGCCAGGCGGUCAAGCGCACGGUCGAGGAUGCAUUCGGGCGGGUGCGCGUGCGCGGCGAGGUGUCGGGCUAUCGCGGGCCGCAUUCGUCGGGCCACGCCUACUUUCGCCUGAAGGACGACCGCGCGACGCUGGAAGCGGUGAUCUGGCGCGGCACGUUUUCCAAGCUGGCCUUCAAGCCCGAAGAGGGUCUGGAGAUCAUCGCGACCGGCAAGCUGACCACCUAUCCCGGCUCGUCGAAAUACCAGAUCGUGAUCGAUGCGAUCGAGCCGGCGGGCGCCGGCGCGCUGAUGGCGCUUCUGGAAGAACGGCGCAAGACGCUGGCAGCCGAAGGCCUGUUCGAUGCCGCGCGCAAGCGCCCGCUACCCUUCAUGCCGCGCGUCAUCGGUGUCGUCACGUCGCCGACAGGCGCGGUCAUUCGCGACAUUCUUCACCGCAUUGCCGACCGGUUCCCCUGCCAGGUUCUGGUCUGGCCGGUGCGGGUUCAGGGCGAAACAUCGGCGCGGGAGGUCGCGGCGGCCAUUGACGGCUUCAACGCGCUGGCGCCCGGCGGGCCGGUGCCGCGGCCGGAUGUUCUGAUCGUCGCGCGCGGCGGCGGCAGCCUUGAGGACCUUUGGGGCUUCAACGAGGAGAGCGUGGUGCGGGCCGCGGCCGGCUCAGCCAUUCCGCUGAUCUCGGCGGUCGGCCACGAGACCGAUACGACUCUGAUCGACCAUGCCAGCGACAGGCGCGCACCGACGCCGACGGGCGCCGCCGAGAUCGCGGUGCCGGUCCGGGCAGACCUUGAAGCCCAUCUGGCGCAACUGGGCGCGCGUCUUGCCGGCACCGUCUCGCGGCUGGCCGACGACCGGCGGUCGCGCGUGCGGGCACUGGCACGCGGUCUGCCGCAGCCCGACCAGAUCCUUGCCCUGCCCCGGCAGAGGCUCGACGGGCUCGACGGUCGGCUGCGAUCCAGCCUCGAUGCGCGGCUUGCCGACCGGCGCGGGCGGCUGGCGGCGCUGGGCGCCAUGCUGGCGCCGGCACGGCUUUCCGAAAAGGUCGCGCGCGACCGGCAGAGCCUUGGCCGCUUGGCACGGGACCUGCCGCUCGGCCUGUCGCGCGGGCUCGAUCUGCGCCGGCGUGAGCUGGCGCAUCGCGCGGCGCGCCUGACCACGCGCACCAGCCAAAGGCUGCAUGGCGACGGCGCACGGCGACUGUCGCAAGCGCUGGCACGGCUCGACCGCGCCGCGCACGACAAGGCCGGCGAUGCGACCAGCCGCUUGGCAGAAGCGGCGCGGCUGCUCAAAUCGCUGUCCUACCAAAGCGUUCUGGAGCGCGGCUAUGCGCUGGUGCGCGAUGCGGACGGCACGCCGGUGCGCGGAUCGGCCGGCAUUGCAUCGGGCGACCGGCUGGCCAUCCAGUUUGCCGGCGAUGACCGGCUCGAUGUGGUCGCCGACGGCAAGGCGCCAAAAAAUCCCGGACGGCAAAAACCUGCGCGUCCGGCAUCAAAAGGCGGCGGCCAGGGCAGCCUGUUCUAG